Rotaria sp. Silwood2 is the source of this 354-nucleotide messenger RNA. The record is from the annotation of a GenBank genome assembly. NCBI's taxonomy places the organism in Eukaryota, Metazoa, Rotifera, Eurotatoria, Philodinida, Philodinidae.
AUGCCAACUAUUGCAUACAUUUUCGUAGUGUUAUCGAUUGUCGCAUUUGCUAAUACAGAACUUGUGCGUCCUGGGUAUGGAUUUGUUCGUCCACAAGAACCAUGUGUUGAUAAAUGUUCACCUCAAAAUGAUUCCUGUAAAGGCCGCAAGAAAUGUUGUUAUACGCCUCUUAAGCCAUGCGGAUAUAGUUGUCUCAUUCCCAAAGACAAUGUAGCAAAAAAUGGUACAUGUCCAUUACCAAGUUCUGAACAAAAUCAUCAGUACCCAGAACGAGCAUUACAGCAACCAGACACGGCAGUAUACGGCCGUUUACGGCGCCGUAUACUGCCGUACACGGCGAUUUUACAGCUGUAA